Molecule: messenger RNA, 1500 nt
Organism: Trichosurus vulpecula (common brushtail)
Lineage: Eukaryota; Metazoa; Chordata; Mammalia; Diprotodontia; Phalangeridae
Product: zinc finger protein 665-like
Exons: 2
Coding region: 1-1434 (477 amino acids)
Biological process (GO): regulation of transcription by RNA polymerase II
Cellular component (GO): chromosome
Molecular function (GO): chromatin insulator sequence binding
Source: RefSeq, a predicted model, not a curated record
AUGAAUCAACAGUCAUCCCUGAUUUGCCAACAAAAAAUUCAUACUGGAGAAAAACCAUACGAGUGUCACAAAUGUGCUGAACCUUUCAGUGAACACUCAUCCUUCAUUAUUCAUCACAGUGUUGACAGCGGCAAGAAACCUUAUGAAUGUAAUCAGAGUGGAAAGGCUUGGAGUUACAGCUCUAGUCUUGCUGUACAUCAGAGCAUCUGCACUGGAGAGAAACCAUAUGAAUGUGAUAAAUAUGGAAAGGCUUUCACAGAGAGCUGCAAUCUUGGUGUACAUCAGAGAAUCCACAACCUGCAGAAACCUUAUGAAUGUAAUCAGUGUGGAAAGGCUUUCACACAGAGCUCCAGUCUUGCUGUACAUCAGAGAAUCCACACUGGUGAGAAACCAUAUGAAUGUAAUGAAUGUGGAAAGGCUUUCAGAGAGAGCUCCACUCUUGCUAAGCACCAGAGAAUCCACACUGGAGAGAAACCUUAUGAAUGUAAUCAAUGUGGAAAGUCUUUCAGAAUCAGCUCCAAUCUUGCUGCACAUCAGAGAAUACACACUGGGGAGAAACAUUAUGAAUGUAAUCAAUGUGGAAAAGCUUUCAGAAUCAACUCCAAACUUGCUGCACAUCAGAGAAUCCACACUGGGGAGAAACCUUAUGAAUGUGAUCAAUGUGGAAAGGCUUUCAGAAUCAACUCCCAACUUGUUGCACAUCAGAGAAUCCACACUGGAGGGAAACCUUAUGAAUGUAAUCAAUGUGGAAAGGCUUUCAGAGAGAGCUCCACUCUUGCUAAGCAUCAGAGAAUCCACACUGGGGAGAAACCUUAUGAAUGUAAUCAGUGUGGAAAGGCUUUCACAGAUAGCUCCAAUCUUGCUAAGCAUCAGAGAAUCCACACUGGGGAGAAACCUUAUGAAUGUGAUCAAUGUGGAAAGACUUUUAGAAUCAACUACAGUCUUGCUGUACAUCAGAGAAUCCACUCUGGGGAGAAACCUUAUGAAUGUAAUCAAUGUGGAAAGGCUUUCAGAAUCAACUGGAAACUUGCUGCACAUCAGAGAAUCCACACUGGGGAGAAACCUUAUGAAUGUGAUCAAUGUGGAAAAGCUUUCACACAGAGCUUCAAACUUGCUGCACACAAGAGAAUCCACACUGGGGAGAAACCUUAUGAAUGUAAUCAAUGUGGAAAAGCUUUCAGAAUCAACUCCAAACUUGCUGCACAUCAGAGAAUCCACACUGGGGAGAAACCUUAUAAAUGUGAUCAAUGUGGAAAGGCUUUCAAUUGCUGCAGUCUUACUGCGCAUCAGAGAAGCCACACUGGGGAGAAACCUUAUGAAUGUAAUCAAUGUGGAAAGGCUUUCAGAGAGAAAUCCAAAUUUGCCCUACAUCAGGGAGUGCACAAUGGGGAGAAACCUUAUGAAUGUAAUCAAUGUGGAACGGCUUUCACAUAGAAUUCCAGUCUUGAUCGACAUCAGAGAAUGCACAUUGUAGAGAAACCUAAUGCCAUAAAAACUUAU